UUCUAUCUUUAAUGUGUAAUUAAUAUUGAUUAGUCUGAAAUUUUUCAUUGAUCAUUACUGAUUGAUUAUCUUUACUCUAUAUCUCUCCGACCCUCUACCGAGAUCAAGGAUCGCUGUCAAUCUCCUUCGAUUCAACGACCCAAAACCCGAUUCUAAAGGGAAUAACCAUAUCUACAGUUGUCCUGUUUUGGUGCUGUAAUGCUCUAAAUAAUUACUGGCAAAUCUGCUUGAAUUGUUGUUUGCUACCUGAAAAUGUCCUAUGAUGAAGCUCUGAAAGCUGUUUUUCCUUUGCUGGAUGGUAUCGACCUCGCCUCUUGUAUGGCAGUGUGCAAACAGUGGAGAGAUGCAGCACGGGAUGAUUACUUUUGGAAAUGCCUAUGUGCCAAGAGAUGGCCUUCAGUUUGCAAGAGGCCUAAUCCUCCAACUGUAACCUACUACAAGCUGUAUCAAAUGUUUUAUAAACGACAGCGCCAUCAAACACUACUUCCCCCGAGACUUUCUUUUGAAGAUUUGGAAUUUUUCAUUGAUAUCUGGAGUGAAGAAAAAUUGAUCUUCUCAGAAGUCAUCCCAGGACCUGUUUUGCUGACUGGAAUCAAAGUCCCACCGCCAGGAAUAUGCGACAUACUCAGGUUUCACCUUGAAGGUCCUGAUUAUAAGAUGACGCUACCUGUUGAGUCACAGGUUAAAAUUCCGAUGAGCCAGACUGGGAGUGUUUCAGUCCUUGUGGGGCGCAAAGAUAGUAACAAGGUUGCUCGCAUAAUCAAUAGAUCUACGUUUGAUUAUAUAGACCGGUCAGCCUAUAGGGCUAUGGCAUUUGAGUACCUUUAUUUCUCCCCAGCUCACCCCUUCAUCCCAGGUAUUCGAGCAUGGAUUUCUUUGCUCUUCAUGGAAGAUGACAAUGAAGGUGCAAUCAAUGUUUUUGGGAUUGAAAUAGAUUUCCGUGAUGCUGCAAACUCGAUGGAGGAGGUUUUGUGGCUACUAGACAUGCUUGAUUGGAAGUGAAUUGUGGAUCUAACAGAUGACCAGCUGAUAAGCAAGGCACGGAGUUCAAUUGAGUGCAUAGUAUUCAUGCUGGAUUCUAUGUUAUUCCGCCCUGCAUGGCAACUGCCUGUUGAGAACAGUUAAAAGGUCCAUCCUCGGUACAGUUUCCGACUUUAAAUGUAUUAUUUAGUUACAUGUUCAAAGAUUGUAAAUAAUUUUCUUAUUUGUUAUUCAUCAUUCAUAUGGACAUCUAUUAUGUUAUAUUUGGCCUAUUCGGAAUGUGAUCCCUGAAGCAUCAGGCUGACCCAGUUCCAAAUUAUGUAAUAAUAUAUUUGCCUUUUAUAAUAAUGGUUAUUCAACUA
Mercurialis annua (annual mercury) is the source of this 1343-nucleotide messenger RNA. RefSeq names its product F-box protein At5g39250. Gene Ontology annotation, molecular function: protein binding. The transcript is spliced from 2 exons. Bases 253 to 1002 code for a protein of 249 amino acids. The record is from RefSeq and is a predicted model, not a curated record. NCBI's taxonomy places the organism in Eukaryota, Viridiplantae, Streptophyta, Magnoliopsida, Malpighiales, Euphorbiaceae.